Molecule: messenger RNA, 12998 nt
Organism: Ahaetulla prasina
Lineage: Eukaryota; Metazoa; Chordata; Lepidosauria; Squamata; Colubridae
Gene: ACVR1B
Product: activin A receptor type 1B
Exons: 9
Coding region: 4237-5598 (453 amino acids)
Biological process (GO): nervous system development; activin receptor signaling pathway; protein phosphorylation
Cellular component (GO): plasma membrane; activin receptor complex
Molecular function (GO): activin binding; ATP binding; activin receptor activity, type I
Source: RefSeq, a predicted model, not a curated record
ACUAUUAGCUCAGGUGUAUUCAAAACAUUCAGAAUCCAGAUUGAAAGGAUAUGCUUUUGCUUGUCAUGUCCCACUUUUCACAGUUCUGGUUUUAUAUUGCUAAAUUAAUUUCAUCUUUCAUAUUUAUAAGCUUUAAUCACAGAAUGUUUUAAGUCUAAUAUAAAUGCUGAGUGGGCUGCAUUUAGCUUGACUUCCUCUCAUGAGCUUUUAUUGGAGAUUUGCUGCCAGAUGCAGUUAAUAGCUUAGAAUGUUGCUUAAAUAUUAACAGGCAAAUAUUUAAAGAACAGCUAAAAUACAAAAGUAAUAUUUCAGUAGACAAAUUAUGUAGACCUAAAAUGAAGAUGACUGGAGUUAUUCACAUGAAUAUGUUGUAGCAAGCUGUGGUUCACUUGUUUCACACAGCUGCAGAAGUCUAAUCAGGAGGGGAUGUAAGGGUGGAGGUCUUUGAAGAGGAGCUGAAUAGAUAGAUGUACCUGCUCUUAAAUGAAACCUAUUUCUGUUUAUUUGAGCCUGCAGGAGUCAUUUUAAAGACCCCUUAAAGAUGCAAUCUUAUAUCAAUUAAUUGUGGAUAAGUCCUUUUAAAAACAGUGGUACUUUAUUCUCAGAUGUAUUUGCAUUUAUCUAGAAUUGGAAAGCAUAAGAUACUCUGGUUGACACCAACUUGUAGUAUUUAUUUAAAUCUGUUAUAGUAGCAUUACUAAAUCUUGGACGUGGAAGAAUAUGAAGGUUUUUAAGGUCCUCUUGCCAUCUGAAGCUUAAUACUUGGCAACUGGAAAAAGAAUGUAUUCUGUCACAACUAAAUUCCACUACUGAAAAAGGCUUAUUUUAAAAAGGCAGCAAUACGUUUGGCAUUGUAAAGGAUAUUUUUUCCAGAUAUUCCACAGUGCCUUGUAGCUGAUUUUAGUCAUGUGAUGAUUUAAUUUUAAACUAUCAAUCAAAAGGUUGGCAGUUCAGUGGUUCGAAUCCCUAGUGUUGCGUAACGCGGUGAGCUCCUGUUACUUGUCCCAGCUUCUGCCAACCUAUUAGUUCGAAAGCACGUAAAAAAUGCAAGUAGAGAAAUAAGGAUCACCUUUAGUGGUGGGAAGGUAACAGCGUUCCAUGCAUGCGCCUUUGGUGUUUAGUCAUGCCGGCCCCAUGACCAUAGAGACGUCUUUGGACAGCGCUGGCUCUUCGGCUUUGAAAUGGAGAUGAGCACUGCCCCUUAGAGUCAGGAACGACUAGCACACAUGUGCGAGGGGAACCUUUACCUUUACCUUUUUUAUGGUAUUUUAAAAUUAAUGCAACUCAGACACUUUUUUACUGGACAGAUGGUUUUAAAUGUAUCAAUAAAAAACACUUGUUUAUUGAAAAAUAAAAGAGUAAAAGGUGAGAAUGGCCUUUAUUUCCCCACCCAAAUUUGUGUCAUAACAAGUUGGUGUUCUGUCUGUGAUUAAAGUACAGUGUCAAUUCAUUUUAGCAAAAAUGCAUACCUUGUAGAUCUCUUGUACAAGAACAAAGCUUUCAUUCUUAGGCUCUGAAGCUUAAUGUUAAGCUUGUUUAAACAGCUUCUUCAGGGGUUGGGUCUGACUUGCAGCAGAAUGUCAGACAUAAGCAUGCCAAACAGAUAUAAAUACAAUUCACAACAAGCUUGUCUUGCACCUUUUUUCCAGUGCAUCUUAUCAGAGGUGUAGAUAAAGAUCUUAAUCAGUGAGCUCUCCUUAUGGUAUCCAAUGAGAAAAUUUCUUUUGUUUAAUUAUAUUAGAUUAUAUACUGAGGACUUCUAUCUCCACCCUCUAUUUAACUGCUAGAAAAAAGUAUUUUUUGAAUUUUGCACUUGUGUAGGGUUUUUUUUAAUGUUGGACUUGCUCAGACAACCUCAGCUGCAGUCUGAAUCAUUUUGUUAAAAAAAUAUAUACUUGCCUCAUACAUGGCUGUUGAUUUAUGUACAUUCUCCAAGCUGAAAUAAGAGGGAGUCUGCUAGUUUGAUUUUAAUGAUGCAAAAAGAUUCAUUCUCUGUUACUACCUAAAACUUGAAAUGCCAGAAUUGUCCCAAUGCUUUUUUAACUGGUAUUUGCUGGUCAUCACUUUUUCCCUGGAAGGGUUGAAACUGAUUUAGCUGAUUGCUUCUUGUACUGCCAGUACAAGAUGUUGUAGACAAAGGAAGAAAUCUCAUUACAUUGCCAGUUUGGGAUAUUUAUUAUUUAGCAUUUCUUAAAUUCCUAAGAUUAUUGUACAGAAAUUAAAAGAUAAGAUGGUAUCUGUCUGCAGCUUCAGAUUCUAAUAGACAUAGAGCAGAAGGAAGGAGAUGAGAAAUUUUUUUUGGAGCAACCGCUUCUUCACUGAUCAUUCUUCCUGGAUGACAGAUGGUGCUUUCAUUAUCCUUACCAGUGCUUCUUACCAGCGGAGAAGCCCAAUUCAUGCACUUAGCAGGCUUAACAUCUUACUUUCUGUUAAAAAUCCAGAUACAUGUGAUAGGCAAAUAUACUUCAAAAAUAGUUUUGGAAUACAGAGCAAAGUUUCCAUUCUGUGGUUCAUUCUAUGCAUGUUAAUUAUUGAAAGUGGCAUUCAUGGUGCUUAGGGAUCAUCAGGUUAUGGGCAGACUGCUCUAGAAACUCUACAGGUAGUCCGAGCAAGGCUCAACAAUCACGAGAGAGCGAUCUGGGAGGUUACCGGUCUGCCGGUAAUCCUCCCUACCAGCCUCAGAUCGGCUGAGGUCCCUGCCAGUCUCGCGUUCUGUGGAGGGGGCUUUGCCUUGGGCAGCCCCUGGCAAUUCUGCAACUGCAGAGAGGGACUCUGUCCCUGCCUGGUUCAUCCAGGCACACUGAUAGCGGCAAGUGCGUCUGGCACUCCAAGAGCCGUGGCAGGAACACUCAUGACGAGCCAGGCUGCCUGAUUUAUGUGUGGAAAGCGGCUGCUGUUUUUGUGGUAGGAGCACUGUUUGCAAGUCAGGCUGCCCAAAUCCUUUUGAAGAAGCAGCGACAACGCUCGGCUCUAGGACAGCCGACAGUCCUAGAUCCCGGAUCGCUCUCCCGUUAUCGUCGAGCCUUGUUCAGUAGAAAUUAAAGUUGUUUCCGUUGAAUUUGUCAUGAAGAAUGGUGAGCAUCAUUUUCUCAGUCUCUCCUCAUGGCAGACGGAGUCGAACUGGAGGAUGUUGUGUCUCGUCCAAUCUCACCUCAGCCGGGGUCUUCUUAUCUGCUUCCGAACACGGAGGAAUGUUCUAGUAUGCCUCCCGGCCCCAGCCCUGGCUCCAUGCCCAGACAGGCUGAAGAGGAAGAAAUACCUCCAGCCCCCAGCUCUGGCUCCAUGCCCAGGCAAACGGAGCAACUAGACCCCUCCCCCUCCCCCACAGCAUGUGAGCCUGAGGGAGGUUUAUUACCAACAGCUGCCGACUGGAGUGACCCUCGCUUCAGAAGAAUUGAUAGGCGGCGGCGUCAGAAGGAAGGGAGGGGCAGGCCUGGAUAAGUGCUGAGUCAUGGAGCCACACCCCAUGGCCUAUAUAAAGGAUCUGCUUUCUGGCAGUCUCUGAGUCAGGCAAAGUCUAAACAUAUCUUGCUGAAGUCACUUUCUGGUCUCCUGCCUGCCCUGAGGACUUUGCUAGGACUUUGGCAGAGCUGCAGAGGCACACCUGAUUCGGAUUUCCCUGACCCGGCCGUCAGCGGAGGAGUGGGACACGACAGAGGAUCCAGGCAAGGAAGGCGUGGAAAAAGAAAAAUUAACUCGGUCUCCAAGCAAACUUAGCUUUGCAAAUUGCUUCGGGCAAUUGGGGAAGAAAAAGAGUGUUUCCUCCAUGCAUUGCAUUUUCCUCCCUGAUGCAAUUCGCACAGCCACAUGUCCUCAGGAAAACGGUCUUGCAUCUUCAAGGAACUGGUGGCUUGCUGGGCGCUGCACAGGAGGUGUAAGGCAAGGCGCUGCCACCCGAAAACUGUUGCCGCGAUCUCUGCUGCCUGGAACCGCCCGAAAACGUGAUGUUCUUUCUUUGCCUCUGCACACCCCAUUUUUGGAACUGCAGAGGCAGCGGAGAUUUCCAGGUGGCAGAAAUUGCGGCAACAGUGUUUUUGGGUGGCAGUGCCUUGCCUUUUGCCCCUUGCACAGUGCCUGCUUCGCCAAACAAGUCCCGACCUCCACGCUUCCCCAGGCCGCUCCCAUUAUCAAAAUCCGAAUGAAAGUGAGGACGCCGCUGAUCCUGAUGCUGCUUUAUUGUGUUUGUGCUCUGACUGCAAUCAAGCCAAUGCCACAUGCGAAACAGAUGGCGCCUGUAUGGUCUCAAUAACAAAUGUGAAUGGAAUGAAGCAUCACACCCGGACAUGUAUUCCUGAAGUAAAGUUGAUUCCUGCUGGAAAACCAUUUUUCUGUCUUAGUUCAGAAGCUGUACGCAAUACACAUUGUUGCUACUUUGACUACUGUAACAAAAUUGAUCUUAUGGUGCCCAGCGGACAUUGGAAGGAUAAUGAAACUUCUUCAAUGUGGGGACCUGUGGAACUGGUGGCUGUCAUUGCAGGACCAGUCUUUCUUGUGUUCAUCAUUAUGAUUAUAGUAGUUUUUGUCUUCCAUCACCAUCCACGUGGAUACCACAACCGUCAGCGAUUGGACAUGGAGGAUCCAUCUUGUGAGAUGUGUCUAUCCAAGGACAAGACUCUGCAAGAUCUAGUCUAUGAUUUGUCUACUUCUGGCUCUGGCUCAGGCUUACCACUGUUUGUCCAGCGUACUGUGGCUCGAACAAUUGUCCUCCAGGAAAUCAUUGGCAAAGGCCGCUUUGGGGAAGUGUGGCGUGGCCGAUGGCGUGGUGGUGAUGUAGCUGUGAAAAUCUUCUCAUCACGGGAAGAGCGAUCAUGGUUUAGAGAAGCUGAAAUCUAUCAAACAGUCAUGUUGCGCCAUGAGAACAUUCUGGGAUUUAUUGCUGCAGACAACAAAGAUAAUGGCACUUGGACACAAUUAUGGUUGGUCUCUGAUUACCAUGAGCAUGGCUCUCUGUUUGAUUACCUCAACCGAUAUACUGUAACUAUUGAAGGGAUGAUUAAAUUGGCUCUGUCUGCUGCCAGUGGUUUGGCACAUUUGCACAUGGAAAUUGUGGGGACUCAAGGAAAACCUGGGAUUGCACAUCGUGACUUGAAAUCCAAAAAUAUAUUAGUAAAAAAGAAUGGAACUUGUGCCAUUGCAGACCUUGGUCUAGCUGUCCGCCAUGAUUCUGUUACUGAUACAAUUGAUAUUGCCCCUAAUCAGAGAGUUGGAACAAAACGUUACAUGGCCCCUGAGGUUCUUGAUGAAACAAUAAACAUGAAGCAUUUUGAUUCAUUUAAGUGUGCAGAUAUCUAUGCCCUUGGCCUGGUUUACUGGGAAAUUGCACGCAGAUGCAACUCAGGAGGUAUUCAUGAAGAAUAUCAGCUCCCAUACUAUGACCUUGUGCCCUCUGACCCGUCCAUUGAAGAAAUGCGAAAAGUGGUAUGUGAACAGAAACUACGACCGAACAUUCCCAACUGGUGGCAGAGUUAUGAGGCUUUGCGAAUUAUGGGGAAAAUGAUGCGAGAGUGCUGGUAUGCCAAUGGAGCAGCACGGCUAACAGCUUUACGCAUCAAGAAAACUCUUUCUCAACUCAGUAUCCAGGAAGAUGUGAAAAUUUAGACUGCAAGCACCAUCUUGAGGAAAGUGCACAAAAAGCUGCCGUGCGAGAAUUGAUGUGGUGAAGAAGGCCUACCUCGUCUUUAUAUUCAGCCUGCUGCUAUCAACUGGACAGCUUGGCCUGCAGGUGGCCAGGUGAGGAGGAUCGACAUUAGAGACUUCACUCAUUUCCUCAUUCAAGAGUGAAACGCAUCUUUUUUGAAUUUCCUCUUGAGAGCGUUCUGAGGGGCUUGUAUAGGAGAAUGUCAGUCACAAUAUAACCUUGUUUCUCUUAUGGAAAUCCCUGUAAAUUUGAGUUCUGUGCUGAUUAGGGAAAGCCUUAUGGCUUGGGAGAAGAUGAUACUUUCUUGUGGAUUAAAAAGUGUGGCAAGGGGAAGGUUUCGAGGACUGACAUGUACACACAGGCACCUUGUGUGCACUUUGUCUGGCCAGAUAGUGGCCCUUUUCUAGCUCAGUAGAUCCUAAGCCAGAACUACAGUGUGUGCAUGUGCAAAGGUGUGCAUCCCUUUGCCCUGUAGGUGUGUAUUGUGUCUGCUUGUGCUCCUGUGCAUGUUGAAAAUGUAGAGUGUCCUUUUGUGAAGUGCAGGUGCUAAUUCCCUAUUUCUCACUGGCUGAUAAUUAGCUGUCUUCUCACUGGGAAGGAGUAGGGUUCUGCCCUGGCAAAUGGUAGACUUUUGGGGGGCACCGUACAAAUUGUUUCACUGCCAUUCUUCCCCUCUUUUUUUUAAAGCAGGGAAAAUACUUCGUGCGUGUUUGUUUUUUAGUUUAAAAUUCUCCCAUAAUGGGUAGCAAUGAUUACCUAGCAAGCGGAAAGAAUUGUGGAAGAAUUGGGUAUCUGCUGAAAUUGGUGCUUUCCUAGUUAAAGAAAGACAAACAAAAUUGACCAUAUAGGAUCAUUGCCCUUCCAUUUCUCAAGGUGCCUUUGGCAGAACAACUCCGGUGUUUUACAUUUCUCUACCAAAUGAAAUGGCUAUGGAGAAAUAUGCACUCAGAGACUUCCUGGCAACAUUUGUCCUUUCAAGGAACAAUGACUGCAAAAUAAAGCUGAUGUGUGUGUGUGUGUGUGCGUGUGUGUGUGUGUAUGUGUGUACGUACGUUUAUGUGUAUAUAGAUAGAUAGAUAAAUAUAAUAUGAUCUCCCUUAUUCUGGAAGCUACUUUGUGUCACUUGGGCGUGGGGUGGGGUGGGGUAGGGAAGGAUUGGGAAUGGAUUAACUGCAUGCAUUUUGUUUGAAUUCAAUGAUCAGGGCAUAAUAGGACUGAUUAGGCUGUCACAUCUUUUUUUUGUGGGGGGGGGACAGCCUGAGAUUGUAUUGUGAUGCAAAUAAUGCAUUAGAAACUCCAUUAUGUGUAGGUUGGGUGUUUGAGAGAUAACUCCUGAAGCCAUAACUUUUAACUGGAGUGGUUUGAUUAAUUUUUUUAAUUCUUAUUUUAAUGGAGGGGCUGGAUUUUAACUUUUUUUACUAUUGUUUAUAAAAUAGAUAAUUACCUCUCAUUUGUUUAUAAAGAAAUCACUGCAAAAAAAGAAAAAAACUGAGAAAUGCACACAGCUCAAUUUUACACUGGAACUGUUUCUAUAUAAACCAUGAGCCCUUGACUACUAAGAGGAGGAGUUAUCCCUUCUUGGACAGGGGAUUUUAUAAGAAUAUAAAACAUCCUGUAUUUGUUGUUUGUCAGAAUAGGCAUGUGUUCGUCUUUCCUUCCCUCUCCCUUAACCUUUCUUGUGUCUUUGAUUGUAUUAUAUACAUUGCAGAGUUGCAUUGUGUAUUGGAGUCAAUUUGACAUGUUCCUUUAGGUCUGUAACAAGUUGUAGCUUCCUUUAAUGCUGUGUUUUGAAAAUCUCAGGCGCUUUUGUUUGUAGGCAUAUGUGGGAUUUGUGCUUCUGAUUGUAAAACUUGCCUUUUUCUAUUAUUUUGGUCUGAUCAUUUCUGAGCCAGAGACCACCGCAAAUCUCUAGCAAAGGGACACCAUUUACUAAAAUCUUCCUUGCAUUUCUGAUCUAAAGUAAAAGGCACCUUGAAAUUUAUGUUAAUCAUAUAUUUUCAUAAAUAAGAAAUGGCAUCUAUGAUUGCUGGAGUUGGAAUUGAGAACAAUGUAUCACGAAGAUUUACACUUGGAGCUCAGGUAAUGGAAAUGUUCAUGUGUAUAAUUUACUGUCAAAUCCACCUCCAAUUAAAAAGAGCCAUUUGAUUUUCAUAGAUAAGUUGAAGAUUUUAAGUGGUAGACAUGAAAUUAAUGAGGCUAAAAAGUGUGUACUUCCUUAAAACAUAUUUUGUUUCCAAGUAUUCCUAAGUGGUAAAUAAUUUUGCCAAAAUGUGUGUACUGUUUGUAUUGCAUACUUCUUGACAUUUUACUCAUAGAUCUACAGCUUAGAGGCAGAUAAAUCUGUUUUGUGUGUUCAAUUUAAAUUUGAGUAGAAUUCCCCCAAUUAUGCCUUAUGCUACAAAUAUUACAUCAGUUGCUUCCUUCUUAGAAUAAAGCAGUUCUAGUUCUGCAUGAAAGGCUAUUUAUUUAAUAGAUCUUGUAAUCUGCUCAAAUCCCAUAAGAAACUGGGGGAUUGUACAACAUCAAAACAAAAAAUCCCAACCUAUAACAAUAGCCAAAUUUAAAUAAUUAACAAUAACAAAAAAUAACUAGAGAGAGCAGAAAUAAAAAGAUAAGACGGUCGUCCAAGAUUAAAAGUGCACUGAAAUAAAAUAGCUUUAAUCUGUUUACAUUAGGUGGGGACUGCAUGUACUUUUGUGGGGAGAAUAUUCCCUGAAUUGGAAGAUAUUGUAAACUUCACAAAGGGAGCGAAUUUUCACAGAUCCUUUCUGUGAACACUGGUAUAAUAUUGCCCGUAUGUGUUCCACCAUGUGCCAUUUAGGGCUCUAUGGCUAAUGGCCAGCAUUUUGAAUUGGCCCAGAAGCUUACCACCUACCUAUGCAGGAUCUUUAAUAUAGGUGUAAUUCUGGCUAGAUGGGGCUGUCUUGCCAAUAAUCUUACUGCCACAUUUUGUAUCAGGUACAGCUUCCAGAUUGUCUUCAAAGGCAGCUCAUUGUAAUACACAUUGCAGUAGUCAAAUAGUAGUCAAAGUCUGAGUUAUUGAAGACAAGGCAUCCUGUUCUGUAUAGGAUUGUAAAUAGUUCAAAGCCACCCGACUACAGUUUCCGCCAGUCAUUUAGAUAGGAAUUGUGAAUCCAUGCAGACCCCAAAUUGACAACCACAUCCUUCAGGGAGAGAUAAUGCAGUCCAGAGUGGUCUACUGACCAUUAUCAACCCUGCCUUGCAGAAUUUGAUGUUAGCUUGCACCAUCCAAACCUCAUCAUGCUGGUUCAAAACAUCCGUAGGAUUGUGAUGUAUAAUUGAGCAUUGUUUUAGAGUUCAUCUGUGGACACAGAGGUGGUUCUGCAGUCCCAGCCUGGAAGUACAGAGUCUAGCAGUGGGGGCAAUGGAAGUCCAUUGUUAUAGUAAGUGUGGAUGUUAUUCUCUGAUGCUGCCCAGGUUUUGUUUUUUGUUUUUUAGUUUUUAAUGGCACCUUAUUUUCAAAGCUGUUUGAAGGCUUCAUAGCACAGGACUUGCCAGCAUGUUUUGUCAUUAGUUGUGGCUUCUAGUUCCCAUGGUUGGAUGUCACAGUGGUAUAGGGUUUCAAUCACAGUGUCUUUCUAGAGCUUGCAUGGUCGACCUUGAAGUCUCUUCUCAGGCUCCAUAGAGCAACUGGCAAGGCAUAUAGUGGUCAUCCAUGCUGAGGACAUAUCCCACCCAUCUCCUCCAACCUCUCAUAAUUAGGAACUCAGUGCUGGCGGACUCCACAUAAUCCAGGACCUCCAGAUUGGAGACUGUUGCCAAUGAAUGCCAAGGGUUGAUUGGAGAGUGAACAUAUGAAAUUUCUCCAGUUUGAUGUAUCUUCGAUGCAGAGUCCAGGACUCACAUUUAUAUAAGAGGGAUGGGCUAACCACAGCUCUCUAGACUUUUUGCUUCAUGGAGAUAUGGAUGCUGUAUUGAUUGAGCACUCUAGUACAUAACCAUCCCAGUGCUUAACUAUCCAUGCUGAUCCUGGAGUCAAUUUCUUUCUCCAAAAAACCAUCACUCAAGAUGACGCUUCCAAACUAUUUGAAACUAUUUAUCAGCUUAGCUUGAACCAGUAAAUCACCUCUUCCACCAGUUUCAUAUAGAUUUUAAACAACAUGGAGCCCUGAAGGUUCCCACACUAAAGCUUCAUGGAUUCAGGUGUGUCUCCCACAAGUCAUUGACUGACCACACUCAGGUAGCAGCAGAACUACUGUAAAAUGGUGCCUCAAACUCCCUGUAAGGAGGACACCAUGGUUUUCUUGAUGGCAUUUUUACACUGCUUAGUUCUGAUAAAACCAAUAGAGGCAUUGUCCCUUCGCCCCAUCUGCAUGUAAAGCAAGUUUAUCAAUCAGGAAAGCCAGUGCCAUUUUUGUCGCAUAACCAGGUCUGGAUCCUGACUGAACAAGGUCCAGAUAAUCUGCUUCCUCUAGGAUCUUCUCUAGCUAAUUACCUGCUACUUUGCAACACCUGUUCCUAAGGGUAGAUUACAUGUAGGGCAAACUUUUAUCAAGCACAGCUGAACCCAGGUUUUUCUUUUUCAGUUACCCCCUUCAAAGCAGGCAGCAUUAGCUUCUCUCUCAAAGAAGCAUAAAUAACCUUCCAGAUCCAGCUGAUCACACCCUAGCCAGCCACCCAAAGGAAUACAACAUAAUGGUGGGUGAUCAGACUACAGAGGAUUCUGUCUGCUUCCUUGGAUUUCACCAGCUCAAAAUAAUCCAGAUCAUAUCUGGUGGCACCCCAGGCCCCACAAUAGGCUCUGCCUUCCUGGCAUUCAAUCCAGAGAGGACAAGAACCAUUUUAUUCAUAAAGAAGCCCUCAAAUUAAUCCAGCAAACUGGACUCUUAAGAUUUAUUUAUUUAUUUUGUGUUAUCAUGACAAAGUAAAAAUGACCAAAGAAUUGUUUUUCCUAAAUGGAAAAUAGGAACAUUUGCCUGAUUUCAGACUAGGCAUAUUCAAAAAAAGGGCCCUCAAAUUGCACCAUUUUAAUAAAGCAGAAUUGGGUGGUGCUUUAAGACAUUUAUUUGAUGUGUCUGUAUCACUCCAGUGAUGUGGUAGUUAGCUACUGGCAUCUUGGCUACUGGCAGUUGGCAUCUUUGACUAAGAGGAGCAAAUAUUCUGUUUACUGUGAUAACAAUACCAUUAAUGUUUCUAACCAUUUCUUCAUAGUUGCUUAAAAGUAAAACUAGUAGGAGGUUCCAUUGCAAAUUAAACCAGUAACUGUCAUGGUACAUUGAGGUUUUUUUCAUGAAAUUUUAGUCCAGUGGCCAAAUAACUCAGUUAUGGGGUUACAAAUAGCAGGAUAGAAUCUCCACGUUAAAUUCCAUUUGGGGAACAUUAGCCAACUUUAUCAAAACAGACAUUAAAGAGUUUUGAUAUGAAAUUUCUGAGUAGAAAAUUGCAUUUGCAAUGCCCUUAAACUUUUCCAAAAUUUAUAUGGUAUGACUUACAGUUGGGGGGGGUCACACAGGCUUCAGAAUAGAUCAUUCUUGGUACUAUUGUCUUUUCUUUUCUGUCUUUCUUGUCCCAAAAAUUUAUUCCUUCUUGACCUUUAUAUUUGUUUCAGGUUUUAUAUGUUUUACUAGAGAAAGACUGUAAAAUAGCCACUUAGACACUUUAUCUCCUCAGUAUGCAAAUGUAAAUAGAUGUAAUAUAGGAAAGAAAUCUUUUGUUUUAAUAUAAGAAUGAGGCUGUCAAAUUUUUGGUUGUACAUUAUUAAAAGUUUGUUUUUAUUCACAUAAACUCUUACGACUUUUUAUGUUUCAGUUCUGACUUACCUAUACUGUACUUUACAUGCUUGAAUUUUAAUAUUGGCUAAGAGAAUGGAAAGAUAAAUACAUAAAGAUAACUCAAAGAUAUAACUGAGCUACAUGAAGCUAUGUUUCUAAUAAUUGUAUAAAAGAUUACCAUAGGAAAAAAUUACGUUGUCGAUAUUAUUGGAACUGUGCUAUGAGAAUAAAACAAAUGUUAAGGCUUGAAUUGGAUCAGUUUUGGAAUACAGGUAAUCCUCAUUUUAUGACCCCAAGUGGGGCAAAAAUCUCCCUUGCUAAGCAAAGCAGUUGCAAAUGAGUCCGGCCAGAUUCUAUGACUUUUUUGCCAUGAUUGUUAAACAGAUCACUGCAAUUGUUGAGUGAAUUGUGAUCAUUAAACGAUUGUCCCCUACUAUUGACCCUGCUUGUUGGGAGCUGGCUGGGAAGGUUGCAAAUGGCGAUCACAUGACCGUGGGAUGUUGGAAUUGUCAUAAGUACAUGCCGGUUGCCAACAACCAAAUUUUAAUCAUGUGACUAUAGGGAUGUUAUGAUGCUUAUAAGUAUGAGGACUGGUUGUAAGUCACUUUUUUUCAGUGCCGUUGUAACUUUGAACUGUCACUAAGUGAAUAGUUGUAAGUUCAGAGCUACCUGUAUACUUUAAUGGAGUUCUUGCACUUCAGGAUUAUUCAUCUGUGAAAGAAUUUCUAGGGAAGUUCUGACGUUGGCCAAAGAACCAGAAAUGUGAAAGAGGUUCAAGGUAUUUGGCCUUCUGUCUUUAGUUUUGGUGCAACACAUUCAUUCUGUAUAAUUGGUUGGUAACAAGUGCCAUUCAUCUCAGUAGAACUUACUUACGUGUAAAGCAUGGGUAGAAUUUCAGUGUUAAUGAAGCUUUGCUUAAUGGAUUAUCUCACAAGUUUGGGAUUUUGUUUUCUGAGUUGUACUUUAAUCUUGCCCUAAAAACCGUGUUCCCAGGACAUGAUGGUUUCUGCCCUGUACAGCUGUGGGAUUAACCAAUUACUAGUGCCCUCUGCUUUCCCCCUGGAGUGCCAGAAGGAUGCUGAACAAUCGUCAUGGGUUAAUCUAUUGUGCAUUAUUUUUCAAAACAUUCUUUUGAGAAUUUUUGAUUUACUCUUUAUCCAUUUAAGAGAGAGAGAAAAUUGAGAAAGAUGAUUAGAUAGCGAUCUACAGAUUUUGAAUCUAUAUCAGGUCCAACAAUCUGGAAAAGAAUUCCCGGCAAGAACAUUCUAGAAUGUACUUAAAACAGCUCAUAAAGGGAAUAAUAGCCUUAGAAUGAGAAAAUUAUCACAUCUGAAUCAACGAACAAGCAUGGACAAACAAACACUACAUAGCAGGACUGAACAGUUUUAUAUUCUCAAAAAUAUUCUGCACCCAUCUGGAAAAGGAUGAUAGGAGUACCAUACAAAAAAACUCAUGACUGUAAUGGACCUUUAUCUUUUGCCAGUGUUGUAAUACUGUCACCUUAAAAAGGGGUGCAACAUUUACACGUAGGUUAGGAAAUAUUUGUGAAUUGAUUUUUAUUGUUGCUUGUACUCUUCCUCUGAUAUGUUUUUAUCAACUCCUGUGUAAUAAAUCCUUGAACUUUUAAA